AUGUCGACUACUACCACCCUCAAGGGUCAACCCCUUGAUCGCCAGGUGCUCGAUUCCAUGUUGAGGCGGCGCAUGUUCUAUACCCCUUCUUUCGAAAUCUACAAUGGAAUCGCUGGUCUAUAUGAUUAUGGCCCUCCCGGGUGCGCUCUACAGGCAAACGUUAUCGACUUAUGGCGCAAGCAUUUUGUCUUGGAGGAAGAUAUGUUGGAAUUAGAUUGCACGGCAUUGACUCCAGCUGAAGUUCUUCAAACCAGUGGCCAUGUGGACAAGUUUGCAGAUUGGAUGUGCAAGGACCCUAAGAACGGCGAUAUUUUACGAGCGGACCAUUUCGUUGAAGAUAUACUAGAGUCGAGAUUAAGAGGUGACAAAGAGGCUAGAGGUGUCAAGAUUGUGGAAGAAGAAGAGGACCCAUCAAAAAAGAAAAAGAAGAAGAAGACCAAGGGAAUUGAAGCUGUGAAACUCGAUGAUGCAGUUGUUCAGGAAUACGGGGAAAUCUUGGCUAAGAUUGAUAACUACAACGGCGAAGAGCUCGGUCAAUUGAUCAAAAAGUACGAUAUGAAGAACCCAGAGACUGGUAUGGAGCCUUCCGCGCCAGUAGCCUUCAAUCUCAUGUUCCAGACUUCGAUUGGCCCAAGCAGUAACACACCAGGUUAUUUACGACCGGAAACUGCUCAAGGCCAAUUCGUUAACUUCGCCAAGCUUCUCGAGUACAACCAACAGCAAAUGCCAUUUGCUUCGGCUUCUAUCGGCAAGUCUUACAGAAACGAAAUCUCUCCUCGUGGUGGUUUAUUGAGAGUUCGAGAAUUCUUGAUGGCUGAGAUUGAGCAUUUCGUCGACCCUGAAGGUGGCAAGAAACACGACCGCUUCAACGAUGUCAAAGAUGUCGAGCUUGUUUUAUUGAAUCGUCAUACUCAAUUGGCUGGUAAAACCGAUGUUGAGAAGAUGUCUAUCGGCAAGGCUGUUGCAAAUGGCACUGUCGAUAAUGAGACUCUUGGCUACUUUUUGGCACGCAUUCAACUCUUCCUGGCCAAAAUUGGUGUAGAUCAAUCUAAAGUAAGGUUCAGACAGCACAUGGCCAACGAAAUGGCCCAUUAUGCUGCAGAUUGCUGGGAUGCUGAAUUACAUACUAGCUCUGGGUGGGUGGAGUGUGUUGGCUGUGCAGAUAGAAGCGCUUAUGAUCUCAGCGUGCACGCAAAGAAGACUGGUGCCCCAUUAAUGGUCCGUCAAAGACUAGAUACUCCAAUCAGUAUCGAGGAAUGGCAAAUUGAUCUCGAAAAGAAGAAGUUUGGUCCCAAAUUCAAGAAGGAUGGUAAGGCAGUUGAGACUGCUAUCGAGGCUCUGUCGCAAGAAAAGCGAGAGACCCUUGCACAAGAACUCAAGGACAAUGGAAAGAUCGUUGUUGAGGUCGAUGGAAUCGCUGACGGUAAGGCCGAAGUUGGUGACGAUCUCAUCAAGAUUGAACGCAGAACCCGGGUUGAAAACACGAGAGAAUACACUCCAAAUGUAAUUGAACCUUCAUUUGGUAUUGGUAGAAUCUUGUACGCCUUGAUGGAGCACAACUACUGGACUCGUGGCAGUGAUGGUGGCGAUGAAGCACGCGGUGUUCUUUCCUUUCCACCAAUUGUUGCGCCCACUAAAGUACUGCUCGUCCCUCUCUCUUCUCACGAGAGUUUCAAACCUUUCCUGAAGCAAAUCUCACAUAAACUUCGAUCUAUGGGUGUCUCUAGCCGUAUUGAUGAUUCUUCGGCGUCUAUUGGUAAGCGUUAUAGUCGAAACGAUGAACUUGGUACUCCUCUUGGUAUCACGGUUGACUUCCAAAGUGUCAACGAUAGUACAUUCACUUUGAGAGAUAGAGAUUCCACCAAACAAGUCCGAGCACCCGAGGAAAAGAUUCUUGUGGCUAUUAAAGAGUUGGUCGACGGCACCAAGGUCUGGGCAGAUAUCGAGAAAGAACUGCCAAUCUUCGAGGGUCAAGAGGUUGAGCUCCUUGUUCGUUAA
Molecule: messenger RNA, 1998 nt
Organism: Sclerotinia borealis F-4128
Lineage: Eukaryota; Fungi; Ascomycota; Leotiomycetes; Helotiales; Sclerotiniaceae
Source: the annotation of a GenBank genome assembly